AUGGAUCCGGCAACAAACCCAGCAGUGCAUGUCCGCCCAACAACCGAUGGACAGGCACUUGAAGAGCCAGAGGAAGUGUGGGAUGGAUUGGUGCGAACGGUAUCUCGACUGACUGGCCGAUCCAGGCGAGAGAGCCACGGGGAGAAAUACGCACAGGCAGGGGAUGAUGACGGGAUCACACCUCACCAGCGGACAAGACCAGAGCGAGAGAAACGCGGUGAGACGAUAGAUGAGGAAGUUGCGAGCCAAAUCGAUCGAGAUACCUUUCCAGAAGGUGGCGUGCGCGCAUGGCUCGUCGUACUAGCAGCGUGGCUCCUUCUCUUUCCGUCUUUCGGCUUCAUGGUCUCCAUAGGUACACUGCAAGACUACUGGGGCCAGCAUCAGCUCGCAGAUAUGACAGCCAGUACGAUCGGAUGGAUACCGUCGGUAUUUGUGUACCUUUCGCUUGCUCUAGGGCUGUUCGUUGGCCCGCUGUUCGACCGUUACGGACCUCGCUGGAUUGCGCUAUGCGGCAGUAUUGGUGAGCUGAUCAUGAUCUUCUUGCUCGCCGAGUGUAAGACGUUCUGGCAGAUGAUGCUAUGCUGCGGGAUUCUUGGGGGCAUUGCAGGCGCGCUGUUGACUACCACCAGCUUGGCGGCUGUGGCGCACUGGUUCAAGGAAAGGCGAGGACUGACCCAAGGUAUCGCCAUGAUGGGCUCGAGCUGUGGUGGUCUCGUCAUUCCGCUCGUGCUCAAGACUACACUACCCAUGUACGGUUAUGCCUGGUCGCUUCGCAUACUUGGCUUUAUGUUCUUAUUUUGCUUCAUCGUUGGCAACAUCCUCAUCAAAGCACGCCUUCCACCUUCGGCAGAGGCGAGGAAGAAGGCCAUCGUAUCGCUGUCUAUCUACUCCGACCUACGCUUGAGCCUGUUUACUGUCAGUGUCUUUGGUUUCGAGGUGGUCCUCUUCGGUGCUCUGGGUAUCCUACCGACCUACGCAACCUUAUCCACGAAGUUCUCUGCAGAUACUGGGUUCUACCUCAUUGCUAUCCUCAACGGCGUUUCUUGCCUCGGUCGCAUCCUUCCAGGCUACGCCGCUGACAAGAUCGGCCGCUUCAACACUCUUGCUAUCAUGAUCCUCUUCACUCUGAUCUUCAUGCUCGUUCUCUGGCUCCCAUUUGGGUCAACUUCCCUUCCCGCUCUCUACGCCUUCUCCGCCCUUUUCGGAUUUGGAACAGGUAGCUGGAUGGCACUGACGCCGGCGUGUAUCGGGCAGCUCUGCAGAGCCGAGGAGUUUGGAAGGUAUUACGGUUCGAUUUACUUCCUAGCGAGCCUGGCUACGCUGGUCUGUAUUCCGAUCAGUGGCGAGCUAGUCGAGAGGGUUGGACCGCAGGCUAUGGUGGGCUUCUUCUGCGCAAUUCUUGCGCUGAGCAUGGUCUCGUUCUUGUUCAGUCGAUGGGCGUGCUUGGGAAGGCAGUGGACUGUCAAGGUCAAGGUAUAG
Messenger RNA from Ascochyta rabiei, 1479 nucleotides. RefSeq lists its product as uncharacterized. NCBI's taxonomy places the organism in Eukaryota, Fungi, Ascomycota, Dothideomycetes, Pleosporales, Didymellaceae. Bases 1 to 1479 code for a protein of 492 amino acids. The transcript has a single exon. Gene Ontology annotation, cellular component: fungal-type vacuole membrane. The record is from RefSeq and is a predicted model, not a curated record. Gene Ontology annotation, biological process: transmembrane transport. Gene Ontology annotation, molecular function: transmembrane transporter activity.